Molecule: messenger RNA, 640 nt
Organism: Carassius auratus (goldfish)
Lineage: Eukaryota; Metazoa; Chordata; Actinopteri; Cypriniformes; Cyprinidae
Product: MICOS complex subunit mic25a-like
Exons: 5
Coding region: 1-324 (107 amino acids)
Cellular component (GO): mitochondrion; MICOS complex
Source: RefSeq, a predicted model, not a curated record
AUGCAACGGGAGGAUCGACAGCUGAAGAAGAAAGAAGAUGAGCUGAAACAUCUGGAACAGUUUUACAAGGAGCAGCUACAACUGAUGGAGAAGAAGAACACUGAGAUCUAUCAGCAGACUGCACACAUGUACGAGCAGCAGGCGCUUCAAACACAGGCCACUGUUAAGCCUCGUCCCGUGAGUCCCGUCUGCUCUGAGCUGCAGUCGCAGGUGUUGAGCUGCUACAGACUGAACACACAGCAGACGCUGCGCUGCUCACAGCUGGCCAAAGACUACAUCAACUGCAUCAACUCCUCCAAGAAGAACUUGGUGAACCACGGAUGAAGAUGAUGAUGAUGGUGCUGAAGAAGAGGAACAGCAUUAGAGGACGACUGUGUGUGUGUGUGUGUGUGUUUGUGUUGAGCUGAUCUUCAUUUACUGUGAGCAGAUAAAGUCUCUUCAGCGUCUGUUUCUCUCUUCAUUCUCUCAUUACUCUGUCAGCUUUCAGUGACUGUGAAGAGUGUUCUUCAGUCUGAAGCUCAAUCCACUCUGAUGAAUAUGAUUAAACUCAACCAUAACGGAGAUAAUAAACAUCUUUGUCCACUGCUGUGUGCUCUGAGAACAUGUAUUUUCACUGAACAUAAAGCACUAUUUCACUAUA